AUGAGAAUCGGUCCAUUUGUGGAUAUUCUUAAAAAAGGAAAACUCGAGUUUAACGACAUUUUUAGAUCUGCACCUAAGGAUAACUCUAAACGGGAUAACUCUAAACAGGGUAAUUCUAAACGGGAUAACUCUAAACGGGGUAACUCUAAACGGGGUAACUCUAUACAGGAUAACUCUAAACGGGGUAACUCUAUACAGGAUAACUCUAAACGGGGUAACUCUAAACGGGGUAACUCUAUACAGGAUAACUUUAAACGGGGUAACUCUAUACAGGAUAAACAGGGUAACUCUAAACGGGGUAACUCUAAACGGGGUAACUCUAAACGGGGUAACUCUAUACAGGAUAAACAGGGUAACUCUAAACGAGGUAACUCUAUACAGGAUAAACAGAGUAACUCUAAACGGGGUAACUCUAAACAGGAUAAACAGGGUAACUCUAAACGGGGUAACUCUAUACAGGAUAACUCUAAACGGGGUAACUCUAAACGGGAUAACUCUAAACGGGGUAACUCUAAACGGGGUAACUCUAAACGGGGUAACUCUAUACAGGAUAACUCUAAACGGGGUAACUCUAAACUGGUUAACUCUAAACGGGUAAGCUCUAAACGGGGUAACUCUAUACAGGAUAACUCUAAACGGGGUAACUCUAUACAGGAUAACUCUAAACGGGAUAUCUCUAAACGGGGUAACUCUAAACGGGGUAACUCUAAACGGGGUAACUCUAUACAGGAUAACUUUAAACGGGGUAACUCUAUACAGGAUAACUCUAAACGGGGUAACUCUAAACGGGAUAUCUCUAAACGGGGUAACUCUAUACAGGAUAACUCUAAACGGGGUAACUCUAAACUGGUUAACUCUAAACGGGGUAACUCUAUACAGGAUAACUCUAAACAGGGUAACUCUAUACAGGAUAACUCUAAACGGGGUAACUCUACACAGGAUAACUCUAAACGGGGUAACUCUAAACGGGGUAACUCUAUACAGGAUAACUCUAAACGGGGUAACUCUAAACGGGAUAUCUCUAAACGGGGUAACUCUAAACGGGGUAACUCUAUACAGGAUAACUCUAAACGGGGUAUCUCUAAACGGGUUAACUCUAAACGGGAUAUCUCUAACCGGGGUAACUCUAAACGGGGUAACUCUAAACGGGAUAUCUCUAAACGGGGUAUAUCUCUAAACAGGGAUAACUCUAAACGGGGUAUCUCUAAACGGGUUAACUCUAAACGGGAUAUCUCUAACCGGGGUAACUCUAAACGGGGUAACUCUAAACGGGAUAUCUCUAAACGGGAUAUCUCUAAACAGGGUAACUCUAUACAGGAUAACUCUAAACGGGGUAACUCUAAACGGGGUAACUCUAUACAGGAUAACUCUAAACGGGAUAACUCUAAACGGGGUAACUCUAAACGGGGUAACUCUAAACGGGGUAACUCUAAACGGGAUCACUCUAAACGGGAUAUCUCUAAACGGGAUAACUCUAUACGGGAUAUCUCUAAAAGGGGUUAUUCUAAAUGGGAUAUCUCUAAACGGGGUAACUCUAAACGGGAUAACUCUAUACAGGAUAACUCUAAACGGGUAACUCUAAACGGAAUAACUCUAAACGGGAUAACUCUAAACGGGAUAACUCUAACCGGGGGGAUAUCUCUAAACGGGAUAACUCUAUACGGGAUAUCUCUAAAAGGGGUUAUUCUAAAUGGGAUAUCUCUAAACGGGGUAACUCUAAACGGGAUAACUCUUAACGGGGUAACUCUAAACUGGGUAACUAUAAACGGGGUAACUCUAAACGGGAUAUCUAAACGGGGUAACUCUAAACGGGAUAUCUCUAAACGGGAUAACUCUAAACGGGGUAACUCUAAACUGGGUAACUAUAAACGGAGUAACUCUAAACGGGAUAACUCUAAACGGGGUAACUCUAAACGGGGUAACUCUAACUCUAAACGGAAUAACUCUAAACGGGGUAACUCUAAACGGGAUAACUCUAAACGGGAUAACUCUAAACGGGGUAACUCUAAACUGGGUAACUAUAAACGGAGUAACUCUAAACGGGAUAACUAUAAACGGGGUAACUCUAAACGGUGUAACUCUAAACGGAAUAACUCUAAACGGGGUAACUCUAAACGGGAUAACUCUAAACGGUGUAACUCUAAACGGGAUAACUCUAAACGGGGUAACUCUAAACGGGAUAACUAUAAACGGGGUAACUCUAAACGGGGUAACUCUAAACGGUGUAACUCUAAACGGAAUAACUCUAAACGGGGUAACUCUAAACGGGAUAACUAUAAACGGGGUAACUCUAAACGGGGUAACUCUAAACGGAAUAACUCUAAACGGGUAACUCUAAACGGUAACUCUAAACGGGAUAACUAUAAACGGGGUAACUCUAAACGGUGUAACUCUAAACGGAAUAACUCUAAACGGGGUAACUCUAAACGGGAUAACUCUAAACGGGAUAACUCUAAACGGGGUAACUCUAAACUGGGUAACUAUAAACGGGGUAACUCUAAACGGGAUAACUAUAAACGGGGUAACUCUAAACGGGAUAACUCUAAACGGGAUAACUCUAAACGGGGUAACUCUAAACUGGGUAACUAUAAACGGGGUAACUCUAAACGGGAUAACUAUAAACGGGGUAACUCUAAACGGGGUAACUCUAAACGGAAUAACUCGAAACGGGGUAACUCUAAACGGGGUAACUCUAAACGGGAUAACUCUAAACGGGGUAACUCUAAACGGGACAACUCUAAACGGGAUAACUCUAAACGGCGCUUGCAUGUUGUAACAGUUGAAAUAUGA
Molecule: messenger RNA, 2790 nt
Organism: Ylistrum balloti
Lineage: Eukaryota; Metazoa; Mollusca; Bivalvia; Pectinida; Pectinidae
Product: homeobox protein 2-like
Exons: 5
Coding region: 1-2790 (929 amino acids)
Source: RefSeq, a predicted model, not a curated record